Molecule: messenger RNA, 3759 nt
Organism: Momordica charantia (bitter melon)
Lineage: Eukaryota; Viridiplantae; Streptophyta; Magnoliopsida; Cucurbitales; Cucurbitaceae
Product: putative alpha,alpha-trehalose-phosphate synthase [UDP-forming] 9
Biological process (GO): trehalose biosynthetic process
Cellular component (GO): cytosol
Molecular function (GO): trehalose-phosphatase activity
Source: RefSeq, a predicted model, not a curated record
UCUCUGUGUCCCGGCCCUCUGAUCCGUCACGCACCGGCACAGUUUCCUUCCACCUCUAGCUCCGGCCACGUUCUUCCCCUUCCGAUCGCCGGAACUAUGGUAUCAACUACUAACUAGUGAUCGUCAACGUUUAUCUAUUUGGUUUUUUCGUCGAAAUGAACUUUAUUGGUGGAUUGGACAUAUUUCCUGUGCAUAUAGCUGGAAAAAGUAGUUGGCAGAAUUUAAUUGGAUCUGAAAUUCCUGAUUGGAAGCUUAUUUGUUCUCCCUUUUCCAGAAGAGUAAAGUUAAUGCAUGGCAUUAUUAUUUGCCAGCAAGAAAAUUUUCCUUUGCCAUAUGUUUUUACAUUUUUUUUAAUACGACUGCCUUGGAAGUGAGUGACAGAGUAAUAGUAAGCACGAAAUCAUUUGGGAUGAAUAAUUGCAAUCAUCAAUAGCUAUGUGCCACUAUUGGGAUUAUGAAUGAUUCCAGCCUGCGGACUGCCUGUAUAAGGAUUCAUUCAUCGCUCCUCUAUAAAACGCGUUGAAUUGCAKAAGUAUUAUAAACCGAGUGGCUGCGAUGGGAUUGUAUUGUCCAAUAUAGGUUUGAGGGUGCUUGCACUUUAUUCGCAGAUCAAGUUCUUGUCUUUCUGGUUCCCUCCGUAUGAUUCGCCACUAAGAGGAAAGAACAAACGAAAAACGAGUCAUGGCAUCAAGAUCGUCCUCAAACUUUUUAGACCUGGCUUCGGGAGAUUUACUGGAUGUUCCUCGUACACCUAGGUCCCUGCCACGAGUAAUGACUGUUCCCGGAAUUAUUUCUGAAUUGGAUGAUUAUGGGAGCAACGACGGAGAUUCGGAGUCUUCAUCUGUAUACCGUGAGCGGAAGAUUAUAGUUGCAAAUAUGUUGCCCUUGCAAGCUAAAAAAGAUGGGCAGUCUGGCAAAUGGUGCUUCAGUUUAGACGAGGAUUCAAUUCUAUUGCAGGCAAAGGAUGGGUUUUCACCUGAGACAGAGGUUAUAUACGUAGGUUCCCUCAAAGUUGAAAUCGAUGCCAGCGAACAGGAAGAGGUUGCUCAGAAGCUGUUCGACAAUUUUCAGUGUGUACCUACAUUUCUACCUUAUGAUCUCCAGAAGAAAUUCUAUCUUGGGUUCUGCAAACAGCAGCUAUGGCCCUUAUUCCAUUACAUGCUACCCAUGUGCCCAGAACACGGUGACCGCUUCGAUCGGCUGCUUUGGCAAGCCUAUGUUUCUGCAAAUAAGAUAUUUGCUGACAAGGUAAUGGAGAUCAUCAAUCCUGAGGAAGAUUCUGUUUGGGUUCAGGAUUAUCAUUUAAUGGUUCUUCCGACGUUUUUGAGGAAGCGCUACAAUCGAGUUAAACUUGGAUUUUUCCUGCAUAGCCCAUUUCCGUCAUCAGAAAUAUACCGUACUUUACCAGUUCGAGAUGAGAUUCUCCGUGGCCUGCUAAAUUGUGAUUUAGUUGGUUUUCAUACGUUUGAUUAUGCUCGUCACUUCCUCUCUUGCUGUAGCAGAAUGUUGGGCCUGGACUAUGAAUCUAAGCGGGGACAUAUUGGACUAGAUUAUUUUGGCCGCACCGUAUAUAUCAAAAUUCUGCCUGUGGGCAUUCACAUGGGUAGGCUAGAAUCAGUGAUGAAUCUUCCAUCUACAUCUGCUAAAGCCAGAGAAAUUCGAGAUCAGUUCAUGGGGAAGAAAUUAAUUCUUGGUAUUGAUGACAUGGAUAUUUUUAAGGGUAUAAGCCUGAAGCUGCUCGCCGUUGAACAGCUUUUACGGCAGCAUCCUGAGUUGCGGGGCAAAAUAGUCCUGGUUCAAAUAGUGAACCCUGCAAGGGGUUCAGGGAAAGAUGUACAUGAAGCUCAGAAGGAAACGUACUUAGCUGCUGAAAGGAUCAAUGAAGCUUAUGGUUCAAAUAACUACAAACCAGUAAUUCUGAUUGAUCGCCCCGUUCCACGUUUUGAGAAGACUGCUUAUUAUGCUUUAGCAGAAUGCUGCAUAGUGAGUGCUGUAAGGGAUGGUAUGAAUUUGGUUCCAUAUAAGUAUGUUGUUUGCAGGCAAGGAACUCCCCAUAUGGAUGAGGCUAUGGGCAUAGAAGUUGGUUCUCCUCGGACGAGCAUGCUUGUAGUGUCUGAAUUUAUUGGCUGCUCGCCUUCUUUAAGUGGGGCUAUCAGGGUUAACCCUUGGGAUAUUGAUGCUGUUGCCGAUGCCUUGGAACUGGCCAUAACCAUGCAGGAGUCAGAGAAGCAGUUGCGGCACGAGAAACAUUAUCGAUAUGUCAGUUCCCAUGAUGUAGGAUAUUGGUCUCGCAGUUUUAUGCAAGAUUUAGAGAGAGCAUGUCUAGAUCACUACAGUAAACGGUGCUGGGGAAUUGGGUUGGGUCUGCGUUUUAGAGUUGUUUCUCUUUCUCCUGGCUUUAGAAAGUUAUCAAUUGAUCACAUUGUCUCAGCUUAUAAAAGAACACAUAGAAGGGCGAUAUUUUUGGAUUACGAUGGCACUAUUAUCUCACAAAGCUCUAUAAUUAAGACACCAAGCCCUGAAGUUAUCUCUGUUUUGACCACGCUUUGCAAUGACCCGUGUAACACCGUGUUCAUUGUUAGUGGGAGGGGAAGAAGUUCUUUAGGUCAGUGGUUUGCCUCUUGUGAGAUGUUGGGACUUGCAGCAGAACAUGGGUACUUUAUAAGGUGGGGUGGAACUUCAGAAUGGGAACUCAGUCCGUUGUCUUCUGAUCUGGAUUGGAUUAAGAUUGUAGAGCCAGUGAUGAGACUAUAUACGGAAGCAACAGAUGGCUCGUGCAUAGAAACCAAAGAGAGUGCUCUAGUCUGGCAUCAUCAAGAUGCUGAUUCCGACUUCGGAUCCUGUCAAGCUAAGGAAUUGCUGGACCAUCUAGAAAACGUACUUGCCAACGAUCCAGUCGUCGUUAAAAGGGGCCAGCAUAUUGUUGAAGUGAAGCCACAGGGAGUAAGCAAAGGGUUGGUCGCAGAAAAGGUUCUCUCGAGAAUGGUGAAUAGUGGAAGACCACCUGAUUUCGUUAUGUGCAUUGGAGAUGAUAGAUCAGAUGAAGAUAUGUUUGAAAGCAUAUUAAGCACAGUCUCUAGUCCAUCCUUGCCUUCCGCUCCAGAAAUUUUUGCCUGCACUGUUGGGCGAAAGCCAAGCAAGGCGAAGUUUUACCUCGAUGAUACUUCCGACGUCGUGAAAUUGCUGCAAGGCCUUGCCUUUUCUUCACGUCCGAGACCUCGGCAUCUACCACAAAUGCGAGUUUCUUUUGAGAGUGUUUUUUGAAUCUUGAAAUAGUUGGUGGCAGAGAGAAGAUGUUUUCCAUUACUGGAGUGCUUGAACAGAGGAUUGGGUUGAAACCGUACGAGUUGGAGGUUGUGAAGUCACCUGGCACGGAAGAUCAAUUCGCUGAAUCCACACGAAUGGUUGCUUCUUUCAUAGAAUUGCGUUUGGAGUCUGGUUAUGGGCAAGAAUUUGAUGAUGCACGGAUCCUGUCACCUUUUGGUGAUGCAGUUUUCUGCUCUUGAGCCGGUUUGAUUAACUUGAAAAAUGAUAUUGGUGUAUUCAUCAAUAUCCUUGAGAACUAGAGUUUCGUUUUGUAUAUAAUAACAUCAUUUAUAACUAACUGACGCCCACUAAAAUUGUCCUCUUCUCGAGAUGUCAAUAGUGGCUUGUUUUAUACAUUAGGGGGCUCCAUUAACUUGUGUAUAGGAAGAACUCUUUCUUGGCCGCAUUGCAUAAAGUAUGAAUGAAUUUGAUGCUCAUUCUUUUUUGGGUGAU